Messenger RNA from Ananas comosus (pineapple), 2220 nucleotides. RefSeq names its product primary amine oxidase 1-like. Lineage: Eukaryota; Viridiplantae; Streptophyta; Magnoliopsida; Poales; Bromeliaceae. Gene Ontology annotation, biological process: amine metabolic process. The record is from RefSeq and is a predicted model, not a curated record. Gene Ontology annotation, molecular function: copper ion binding; quinone binding; primary methylamine oxidase activity. Bases 78 to 2078 code for a protein of 666 amino acids. The transcript has 5 exons.
GAAUCAUUGGCAUAAGAAGCAUGUGCAGCUUUUCUCUUCACUCCAGCAGCAGAGUUACCUUUUAAUUCAUCCCCAAAAUGUUCCCCUUGAUCUUCUCGGCGCUCCUCCUCUCACUCUUCUCUACCUCGUGCUCAUUAAUCUCAACCUCUCCUCACCCUCUCGACUCCCUCACCCCCGACGAAAUCACCGCCAUCCGCCGCGUAAUCCUUGCGUCCCCUCUCGGCUCCUCCUCCGGCCCCCUCUCCUUCCACUACGUCGGCCUCGACGAACCCGACAAGCCCCAGCUCCUCUCCUUCCUAUCCAACCCCACCGCCGCUCCGCGACCGCCCCGUCGAGCCUUCGUCGUCGCCCGCGCCGGGAAAGAGACUCGCGAAAUCUACGUCGAUAUAACCAAUAGCAAAAUCAUCUCCGAUUCUACAUACGGAGGCAUCGGGUACCCUAUCUUCACUCUCGCGGAGCAGGCGGCGGCCGUGAGCUUACCGAUGAGCUACACGCCGUUCAUCGAGUCGGUUGCGAAGAGAGGAGUGGAUUUGAGCCAAGUGAUAUGCAGCACGUUCUCUGUGGGAUGGUUCGGAGAGCGGAAGAAAGGGAAGAGGGUGCUGAAGGUGCCGUGCUUCGUGGCGGGGGAGGCCGCGAACUUCUACGCGAGGCCGCUGGAGGGAAUAACGAUUGUGGUGGAUAUGGAUGAGAUGCAGAUCGUCCAGUAUAGGGAUCGGGUGCAGCUGCCGGUGCCCAAGGCGGAGGGGACCGACUACCGGCGGCGCACCAAGUCGGGAUCGGUCGGCCAGCCGGAGGGGACAGGGUUCGAGAUCAACGGCAACAUUAUCAGGUGGGCUAACUGGGAGUUCCACCUGAGCUACGACGUCCGCGCCGGUGCCAUCAUCUCCCUCGCGUCCGUCUACGAUGGUGAGAAGUGUGCAUGCCGCCGCGUCCUCUACCGAGGGUUUGUGUCGGAGCUGUUCGUGCCAUACAUGGACCCGGUCGACGAGUGGUACUACCGGACGUUCUUCGACGAGGGCGAGUUCGGGUUCGGGCUGUGGGCCUCCCCUCUCGUGCCCGAGGCUGAUUGCCCAGCCGGCGCGGCAUUCUUGGACGGGUACUACGCCGGGCAGGAUGGCAAGCCUAUCAAAAUUGAGAACGUUUUCUGCGUGUUCCAGCGCUACGCCGGCGACGUUGCGUGGCGGCACACGGAGUUCGGGUUACCGGAAGGAGUGAUAAGGGAGGUGCGACCGGAAGUGAGUUUGGUUGUGAGGAUGGUGGCUGCGCUGGGGAAUUACGAUUAUGUGAUGGACUGGGAAUUCAAGGCCAGUGGCUCCAUCAAAUUUGGGGUAGCACUGACAGGCCUCCUUGAAGUGAAGGGUUCAUCCUACACCCAUGCAGACCAAAUAACCGGCGAUCCCCACGGCAGUCUGUUGGCUGAGAACACCAUCGCGGUCUACCACGACCACUUCAUCACUUACUAUCUCGACCUUGACAUCGACGGCACCGACAACUCCUUCGUCAAGUCCAAGCUCAAGACGGUGAGGUUGGCCUCGUCCGACUCCCCUCGGAAGAGCUAUUGGACGGUCGUAAAAGAGACAGCAGAGACAGAGGCCGAUGCACAGGUUGACGUGGGAAAAGAACCUAUAGAGCUGCUGAUCGUGAAUCCGAGCAAGAAGACGAAGAUGGGGAACGAUGUGGGGUACCGGCUGAUCAGCGGCGCGGGGACUGCAGGCUCGUUGAUGACGGAUGACGACUAUCCGCAGCGCCGGGCCAGCUUCACCAAGAAGCAGGUGUGGGUGACGGCCUACAACAAGUCCGAGAAGUGGGCCGCCGGGCUUUACGUCGACCAGAGCAGAGGAGAUGAUGGCUUGGCCGUAUGGACCCAAAGGAAUCGCUUGAUCAAGAACACGGAUAUUGUGUUGUGGUACACAGUCGGAUUUCACCACAUCCCCUGCCAGGAAGAUUUUCCGUUGAUGCCGCUGUUAACCGGGGGAUUCGAGCUUCGGCCUUUCAACUUCUUCGAGAGCAACCCGAUAAUCAAAAGCCCGCCUUCCGGGCUCCUACCUAGCUGGUUUAAUUGCACGUAUAGUUCUUGAUAUGGACGGAUAUUUAGCUAUGGAAAUGCCAGGUCUCCAAUGCGUAAGUCGUUGCAACUUUUUAACCCUCCGUCGCAGCGUACGUUUAUUAGUCACAUAUGAAAAAUAUAUGUUAAAAAAAUUGUAAAUGGCUACAAAAAUA